Molecule: messenger RNA, 1766 nt
Organism: Dreissena polymorpha
Lineage: Eukaryota; Metazoa; Mollusca; Bivalvia; Myida; Dreissenidae
Product: transmembrane emp24 domain-containing protein 4-like
Exons: 5
Coding region: 49-693 (214 amino acids)
Biological process (GO): intracellular protein transport; endoplasmic reticulum to Golgi vesicle-mediated transport; Golgi organization
Cellular component (GO): endoplasmic reticulum-Golgi intermediate compartment; COPII-coated ER to Golgi transport vesicle; Golgi apparatus
Source: RefSeq, a predicted model, not a curated record
GCGCAUGCGUUCAUACUGUCGGUUAAUACUUCCGGUAAAAUAGCCAACAUGUCACUGAACAGAAUUCUCAUAUUUAUUUCAACACUAAGUGUUGUUUCAGCACUUUAUUUUCACAUCGGUGAAACUGAAAAGAAAUGUUUUAUAGAAGAAAUCCCAGACGAAACAAUGGUGGUUGGCAGAUACAAAGUUCUCAUUUUUGAUCCACAAGUCAAUGAAUAUGUGCCUACAACUGCGGGCUUAGGCAUGCAUGUUGAAAUCAAAGAUCAUGAUUCUAAAGUUGUUUUGUCUAGGACGUAUGCGUCCGAGGGCAGAUUCACUUUCACAUCUGCCAGUGCAGGAGAGCAUUCCAUCUGCCUCCAUUCCAACUCCAGCGCCUGGUUUGCCAGUGGACAGCUUAGGGUUCACCUGGACAUCCAGGUGGGUGAGCAUGCCGUGGACUACCAGCAGAUCCAGGCCAAGGACAAGCUGUCUGAGCUGCAGCUGAGAGUGAGACAGCUGCUAGACCAGGUGGAGCAGAUCACAAAGGAACAAAACUACCAGCGGUAUCGCGAGGAGCGUUUUCGCGCGACCAGCAUCAGCACCAACGAGCGCGUGCUGUGGUGGUCCAUCUUUCAGACCGCCAUCCUGCUCAUCACUGGCUUUGGACAGAUGAGGCACCUGAAGAGUUUCUUUGAGGCGAAGAAAUUAGUAUAAUACUGGUGCUAAUAGAGACACAUUUUAUAAUUAGAGCAGCGUUUUGGGAAAACUGGGCUUAAUGCAUGUGCGCCAAGAUUGGCCUGUGAAGUCUGCCUUGUCUGUACUGGAAUUUUGGUAAGAAAAGACUGACUUUAAACAACAAAUUCUAUAAAAGUGGAAAGUGUUUUCCAUAAUAAGCCUGUGCAGACUGCACAGGCUCAUAUGGGAGGACACUUUAUGAAUAUGCAUUAAGCCCCAUCUUCAUAAAACAAUGCUCAAUGGUAUGUUUUCUUUUAAGUUAUGCAUUCUGAAAGUGAUUCUUUGAAGGAAAGAAAAUAUGAAUGAUAAAAGCGUAAUCUUUUUUAUAUAUAUUACUUAACAAUUUACAACGUGAUUGAUUUGAUGUGAAGUUUUUGAAGAUAACAAGGAGAUUAUGAUAUUAUAUCUUUAUAUGGACAGACAAGAUAUUUUUUUUAAUGAAAUAAUUGAUGUAAUAGUUUAUUCUUUCAAGCGGAGUAGUGAGAAUUAUAAUUGAUUUUUUUUCUCGAGGAUGAUUAAUGUUCUUAGUUAAUUAUUUGAAGUGAAGAAUAUAGUAUAAUAAUAGUGGUCGUAAACAUAUAAGAUAUAUAUGUUAUCUUACACAAAAUGAUCGUUCUUUAUUAUUUAUUGAUCAUUGUGAAUUGUGUAUUUAUAACAAAUGUAGUUUAAAUCAGUGUUAAAGCAAGUUGUUUUGUUUGACUGUGUUCCAACUGUGUUUGGAUCUGCAUUAUGUGACGGUUAUAAAAUUGAUAGAAUGCACAUUCGUGGUUUUACAUAGACUUAGUAAUUGUAAUGAUUUUUGAUGAAAACUCCUGAUGAAAGUGUCAUAUUUGUAUUGCUCACACAUGUUGUCACGAUAUUAUUUGUAUUUUUGUGUACCAAAAGAUUGAAAUGUAUGUAACUUACUGAACAAUGUAUUACUUAUUCAUUAAGCCUUGUCUUUCCUUUUAAACACAAUAACUACAGUGCUAACAUGUCAUACUUGCAUAUGUAACAUUGUAAAAGGUUUAAAGUUUGUCAAAUGUUUGUCAAAAAUAAAAGAAUGACAUCUU